ACAACAUGGCAGGAUAUUUUUUCAGUGCCUUGCUGCUUAUCUUGGUUCUGAGAUUUGAGCAGGGAUCCUCUUCUGUUUUGAACGACCCAGACCGGUUAGAAGGAGACACCUAUACCACAGCAGACGUGGCGGAUGACCUUGCCGAGCUGAAUGAUCUGGAAAUGGAACAGUUGCAAGACAGCGUGUCGGCCAACGUCUGCAAAGACAUCAGAGAUGAAUUCAAAGACGUGGCGAAAAAGUCCAUGGCUGAAGCCGAAAAGGAAAAACCUGAUAGCAUGAUAUUUUGGAGACAGGUAGCGGUUAGACGAAGUCUGAGAAGAAGCUUUCAGAUACUACAACAUGGUAAAAGAUCAAAGGUGGACAACUCGAUAGCGGUGAGGGCAUUACGGAAUGAAGCUUGUGCCAAGCAUGCCAUACAAGACAUCUGUGAGACGACGAAGGUUUUGGACCUUUUAAACAUACCUUUGAAUACAAGAAAGUAAGUGUUUCCAAAAGCAGGACACAAAAAUGACGUUCAGAGUUCAGUUACUUAAACUUACAUUUUCAAAAAUAUCAAAUUUAAAACCUUAAAAUGCGCGCAAGUUAUUUAGAAAAAUGUAUUUCAGUAAAAAAGUUGAUGAUCUUUCCAGAUGUCAUGAUCUCCAUUAAGCAGCAACUCCUUAGCGACCUUGCUGCACCAAACAGCUCAACCGAACUCGAACCGAAUUAGACUCCACUCAGUACAAUUACUAUUGCUAAAACCUUUUCAAUGAUAUAAAGUUUGGGGUGGUUUCUUAAAAAGAAGCGCGCGCACGAAUUUUUUCUUUUGUUUCAGCUCUUUAAGACACCCGCGAAGGAUUGGAUUAACCUUAAUUCCUCAAUUUUUCUUUGAACGAAAAUCUGAACUCUUUCUCUCCAAAACAUAUUUUACUCUAGAACUUACGCCUACCCUUUCUUUAGACCGUAAUUUGUUGAGCCAAAGCUGCCAAAGUCAAUUCUAGCCAGGGUACCUCAACCUUGCUAAUACUUUCAUUGUCCUUUAAAAUUACUGACGCGUUUCUUUUUUCCUUUAUAGCAUUCCAAAUUUGUAAUAGCAUUUGAAUUUUCAACGGAACUCUGUUAAUAAACAAGUUAUGUUUACUUUUUUCCUUCAGGUACUGGAGAAGAAGGAUAUGCAGGAGAAAGGUUCUUAAAUGUUUAGAACACGAACCGUUAGGGAACAUAAAGUGUCCACAUAAGUCUGAGGAGAAAGCCCGUUUUAGAACAAUUGAUGGAACUUGCAAUAACGUGAAUCAACCCCUUUUUGGAGCAGCUGGUACUCCAUUCAUACGAGUACAACCAGCUGAUUAUGCAGAUGAGAUCUCGGCACCUCGCGUGGCAGAAAAUGAAGACCAGUUACCCAACGCGAGAAACGUGAGUCGUUUCGUUCACGGCAGCAAUGCAAACCGCCAAAACCCUAAUUCUCCAAGGCUGACUCACUUAGCAAUGAAUUGGGGUCAGUUCCUGGACCAUGACUUAACGCUGGCAGGAGAACAACAUGUUACCUGUGAAACCUUUCCCUCUAAUGAGUCAGAGUGUUUCAACGUUGAAGUUCCGGCCGAUGAUGACGUCUUCCAGAGCAGGGGUGUUACAUUCUUCGAGCUGAUUCGAGAUGCUCCCUUUGAAUUUAAGCUAGAGUGUUCACCAGGACCAAGAGAGCACAUCAACACGAUAACAGCUUUCAUCGACGCCUCCAACGUUUACGGCUCCGACGAGGAGGAGGCUGAACACCUUCGAGCACCCGACGGGACAAUGAGAAUUAUGACAGCUCGUCACGGCUGCCCCUUGGGGGAUCUUUUACCUGCACAAACAGAUCCUGAGAUACCGUGCGUAUCAAAAGAUCCUAACAGACCUUGUUUCGUAGCCGGAGACGAGCGCACGAACGAGAAUCAAGGUGAGAUCACCAAAUCCCUUCAUUCGAUUCUCUGAUUAAGACAAAAAGACCGUAGUAUAGCGACCUUUUUCAAAGACAUGUCUAACGUAUUCAUAUCGAAUAUUUACAAUAAAACUAUAAAAUAUUGUUACUUCUACACAUGUAGACCACGCAUUGUCAAAGUUUCAAGGUGUGAAGGCUUAUACACAGACUUCCCUUUUAAAACGUGACUGAAAUGUGGGAAUUGCACACGAGCUCUGUUUAACCCCUUUGGUCCCAAGAUCUCAACACUAUUGCUUCUGAAUGUCAACCAUACCUUAUGUCGCGAGGAGAAAGUGCUUUUCGGUCAUUUCAGGUCGUGAAAUAACUCAUACUCGACAAGCAAUAAAGAGAGUGUCCUGCGUGGGCAUUUUUCGGACAUCCUCCAGUCGCAAGCCCUUCCAUCUCCUCCUAUGUUAAAUAGCUAUUUUAUCUUCUUGCUAAUGCUAUAUAUUUCCUGGAUACAACAGGUCUCAUGUCAAUGCACACUCUCUUCGUCCGGGAGCAUAACCGAAUAGCAGCCUUUUUUGAUGAAAACACAGAAUGGGAAGCGGAGCAGAUUUACCAGGAGACUAGGAGAAUCGUUGGGGCAGAAUUACAAUUCAUUACAUACAAAGAAGAUCUGCCACUGCUUCUUAGCCCCAAAACGGUAAGUAACUGUUUUAAUCUCUGUUUUUUUUUUCUAAUUCCAAACCGACUUCUUUUCUUCAUUUUUUAGAUCAGAGACAACAAUCUCGCUCUGCUGAAAGGAACACAGUAUUUCAAUGGUUACAACCCUAAUGUCAAUGCUCAAAUGUCUCAAGCCUUCUCUGCGGCGGCUUACCGAUUUGGGCACAGUUUGGUUCAAGAGGAGUUUCUACGUUUAAGUCAGCAUAGCUUUGAACACAAAUGUAACAAUGAUUCUAAGUCAGAGUUCUAUCCCAUCCCGGUAAAGGACUUCGGUAAUCCAACCUACUUAUACGAUAAGUGUAACGGGGGUGUCGAUUCCAUUUUUAGAGGCUUGGUUAAAAGUCCAGCAGCCAAAAUUGAUGGGUGAGUAAGUAGGAGAUGAAUUUUUGAUAGAACAGUUUUGUACGUAUCUCUUGCCUGGAAGAAGCAAGCCAAUCGAUACGUUUUCAUCCGAAGGGGGAAGGGAGGAGUUAUUAGGCGAAAGAGGAAAAGUGGUGGUUGUGCGAAAACCAAAACAGUUAAUUUCACGAAACAUCGAACGAAAUAUCAUUUUACCUAAAUACUUCUGAUUCAAACUUUUUACCUCGAGAAAUUUAAACUCCGUGCUAGAAUAUUUGCUGGAAAAAUAUUUCCUAUCAGGUAACUUAGAAUGAAACGUAACUGCCAAAAAGUAAUAAAUAAGGUUCUUGAAAAUUCCUAUUUUUAUAAAUAUUAAUUAUGAGUAGGAUUAUCAGUUACUCGAUACACGAUAUUGAUUUGCAUACGAUUGAUCCUUGGGUUGGCCUGAUUCUCUCCCCAGGCUCUUCUCCAAGUCUAUACAAGAAAACUUGUUUCGAGGCCCCGGUGACUUGUCCGACCUCGUAUCCCUGAACAUCCAAAGAGGACGCGAACGUGGUGUGCCUUCAUACACCACAUAUCGAAACACGUUUUGUAAAAUUACGCCUAUGGUAAACAGCUUCGAAGAUCUAAAAAAGGCCGGCAUUACCCAAAAAGAUAUAGAUAAUUUGAAGUCCCAGUACCAGUCAGUCCACGACGUCGAUCUUUUUGUGGGAGGUAUGUCUACGCCAGCUCAGCGUAAUGCUGCCAUUCAGCAAAUUUCGAUUGAAUGUUGUAAAACCAUAUCACAAGGAGCCAAUGAGGAGUGCAAGAAAAAGCAAGCAAACUGCCUCAAGCGCGGGAAACGCGAGUUAUCAGUCCGUCUUUGGUUUAACUUUUUGAUCCUCGUUGAUUUGUUUUAUAGUGACUCGAUUUUAUGGACCAAUAACAGAGCAAAGUAAAGAAAAACCAAAGCAAUCUUGAAUUGUUUUCGACGUUUGAUUGAAUAUUGCUUUACAAUUUUUUAAUUUAAUCAGAUGAGUAGGAGGUCGAGAUAUUUGCCUAUUUGAGAUAAGUUCUUUUCCUUGCGUUUUUGGGGAUCGAGACUGAAUUUCUUGACUGAAAGUUAACGGCAAGCUUGGUUGAGGACGGAUCUAUUCCUUUGAAAUUUUUCCUAUAAUUUCAUUACAUUUUCCAAAGAUUUCUUUUGUUUCAACUGUCCGAAGACGAGUUCAUGACUUUCUUAGCUUGUUACCACAAUGCGGCAAAAUCUUUUAACUUAUUUGAACCAAGUACAAGCUCUUUUUCUCCUUUGGCGGGAUCAAAGCGGAUGUUCCCGAACCAUACCCACUCGUGAAGCCGAUCAUAACGAAGGAUUAGCUUUAUCAUGCCUACUCCAGGACCCACUCAUUAACGAAGAAAAAAAAAGCUGGGCACUACGGAACAUCUGUAUUUCACUUUCGUUCAGCCUACACAAGUAAAAUAAUUACGCUCAGGGGAAGAAGGUUUAAAAUAGCGUUUGUGGUAAUAAUUUCUUUUUUGUUAUGAUUCUUCACAGGAAUGUUGGAGCCGGCAGAUUCAGAGGGAGGAGCACUAGGAAAAACCUUUCAAUGUUUAUUAGCUGACCAGUUCAAACGCCUACGAGAGGGUGACCGCUUCUGGCAUGAAAACGCGCCAAACCGAAUAAAGAACACUGAUAAAACAGCUUUUACGCGAUGCCAACUGCAAGAAAUAAGAAAGGUUACAUUGGCCAAGAUAAUCUGCGACAAUGCUGAGAACAUACCUUCUAUCCCCAGGAGGGUAUUGCAACAGUCAAAGACAUUCGUCGAUUGUAAUAAGCUGCCCAAAAUGAACCUGGAUGUGUUUACACCAAAUUUCAGAUGUCCGUGGCACAUAAGGUAUGUUUGCAAGUAUCAUUGAUGUGAAAGCAACUUCACCUUAAUUCCUCUCAACUUUGAUUAACUGUUAUUUGACUGUUUUGUUUUCCGACAGAGCCUGGGGUGACUCCCCAGACCUUGAGGAUGAGGGUGACGAUGGAUUGACUGAGUAAUUCGUCCACGAACAUGGAAUAAUUCAUCAGCCUCUUGACUCCGACUCGAAGAUUUGUACCUUUUUUUAGAAAAUAGUUUAAACAACUAAAAUUCUUAAAUGGAGUAGGAGAACUUUCAGCGAGAUAGCUUGUUUAUCAAAUGUAACCUUUCUUUGUAACUGGCUCUGCUAUUUUCAAACUUACAGGGCAUGGCGCCCUUAUUAUUGCUAUUCGUAGCCCGCAAGAUGUUGCCAUUGGUGUAUCUGACAGGCAAUAAGCUGAUCUUGCUCUUGUUGUUUUUUAGUUUUAUGUAAGGAGGUUCCAUGUGUAAUUUUAACAAGGCUAUCCAGAUCAUCAAUUUUGGAUGCUAGCCACAUUUCGCCUCAGACAUUAGUGCAGUAAAGUUAACUUCAGUGAUGCAUCAAUUAAUGUCUCGUUAUUGACUAUCAACUUACAUGCGAAGAGGAUCACUUUUCGAGUAUCAGCCCUGGAGUCUAAGUUCAAGAAGAUUUAUGAACCAUCUUUCUUGGUUGCUUAAUCCAUUACACAAAAACAUUAGUACGCAUAUUCUCCAUACUGUUCUUGGUAUAUCUUCUAAGGUGCUGAGAAGGAGAAUAUUUUUAACAAUUAAAAACUUGUUUAGCUGACGAUCAUUUCCUUUAUUCUCGUGACCCUAAUGAAUGGGAAGAUAUUGUGCGGAGAAAUUGGAUGCUAGUCACUCUUAAAAUUAAGUGUCAAUACUCUGCGUGAACUGAACUAUCCGCCUCCUACGGUAUCGCCGGAAGCAUCUUGUUGAAAAGCGAUUUUCUGUUCAUUGGAAAACUUGAUAAAAUUAACGAAGAGAAAGGCUUAUGAUUGCUCACUGGAUUAAGUAGGUAGUCGGGAAUACAACUGUAGAGUUAACCCUUAACUUGUUGUAGCGUUUAGUCACUUUGCCACAUGUGCAACCUCGAGACAGUUGAAUUUCACUUCGAUCCCCUUCAAACAUCAGUUAAGUACAGUUGAUUG
Pocillopora meandrina is the source of this 5951-nucleotide messenger RNA. The record is from the annotation of a GenBank genome assembly. NCBI's taxonomy places the organism in Eukaryota, Metazoa, Cnidaria, Anthozoa, Scleractinia, Pocilloporidae.